AUGGCAAGUACAAGCAAGAACCAUGCCUUGAUGGAGUCGGUCAAGUCCUACAAACAUGUACCCUGGUGUGACGACUACGAGAAAAUGAUUUCUGGCAUGCUGUACGACUCUUGUGUCCCCGAGCUGAUGAACGGGCGCUUUCGAGCUCGGAAGCUCAUGGACAAAUACAACAAGUACUUUCCCGAAGAUGCCACCUUCGAAUCACUGGCCAAGGACAGGGAGGUUAUGCUGAAGGAAUUGAUGGGAAGCGUGGGCACGGAUGUCUUCAUGGAGCCGCCCGUCUAUGUGGACUAUGGAUGCAAUAUCUCCAUUGGGGAGAGAUUCUACGCGAAUUUCAAUACCGUCAUACUCGACUGCGGCAUUGUCACCAUCGGCGACCGUGUUAUGUUCGGUCCCUUCGUCAGCAUCUUCGCCGCCACGCACGAGACAGAAGUCCAGUCGCGGCGGGACAACAUCGAAUACGCGCGCCAAGUGAAGAUCGGCGACGAUUGCUGGGUUGGUGGGCAUGUAACCAUCCUGCCAGGAGUGACGAUUGGCCAAGGCUGCACAAUAGGGUCAAAUUCCAUCGUGACCAAGGACGUGCCGGAGUGGAGUGUAGCAAUGGGUUCACCAGCCAAGGUGGUGAAGAAAGUGACGCCUGUCCCGCGGAUCGACAAACCCGAAGGAGAUGAGAGAUCGAAAUACUUUCCUCGAAACAGAUAUAUCUCCCGACUCCAAGCUUCCGGAGGCGGUUUCAAUAGGGCCAAAAUUGAUCAUGACGAAGAAAGCUACAGGCGGCCCACCUCCGUCACAACGCCCCAGGAGCCAGUGUGUAUUGCGCACGAGGCUGGAUUACUCAGGGCACUUUUUCGGAAAUUCUGCUCAUGUUCGAUCAUCGUGAUCCUUGAUGGUGUACUUCAAGCAAAUGCCUAUGCAACAAUUUCUUCCUCAACAUUGAGCAGUUUCGUGACGCCUUCUCAGCUUCAAGAUGACGAAUCAUAUACUCCUGCAGAGAACGAGCAACGAAGACACGCGAUACCCAUCAUCAUCAUCGUCGUCGUCGUCAUCAUCAUGACCGACACCAAAAGUCGGCAAGAGGAAGAAGAAGAAUUACCAAUUCACCAGAGCCUCGUCCUAUACUUCACCAGCCGAGAAAUGGUACCUGACGGUUCAGGUGUGCUGAAGCCUAUGAUGGUGCGGAAGGCUUGCAUCGAAGGCAACUGCCGUGCGCACGAUCUCGAGAUGAUACUCGAUAUCCUCGAGGAAGAAAGGCGCCCUCCGGAUACACGUCCGGACGACGACUCCGAGAAGAGAGAUGAUCAUCUUCGGUUGGCGAUGUUCCGAGAUGCCGUCGACCUGCACAUGCCGCUGCAUCGGGCGAGUUUUCAGCCUCAAGCGGAUGAUGCCUUCACUGAUGAAGAGAAAAAGAGGUUUCCGUGGAUCAUCGACGGUACCGGCAGCUGA
Endocarpon pusillum Z07020 is the source of this 1443-nucleotide messenger RNA. RefSeq lists its product as uncharacterized. Gene Ontology annotation, molecular function: acetyltransferase activity. The record is from RefSeq and is a predicted model, not a curated record. The transcript has 7 exons. Bases 1 to 1443 code for a protein of 480 amino acids. NCBI's taxonomy places the organism in Eukaryota, Fungi, Ascomycota, Eurotiomycetes, Verrucariales, Verrucariaceae.